UCAGAAUGUAGUGAGAUAUGACUCACAGUGCUCUGAGGAGUAGGAUUCCCUCAACAGGCAGAGGUCCGUGAAAGAUGUACAAUGCCCUCUGCUUUCGUGUUCCUGUUGUCAAAAUCCACCACAUCGCUGACCCUCACCCACCAAUCGGAGACACCGUCCUAUGCCUGGGGAGAACCCUGACAAUGUAGCACACAAAGUUUAAUGCAAUAAGGAUCAAAGUCAUCCCAUGAACCUAAGCUGUUGACAUAGUGACCUAGCCAGAUCACAGAAUUCAGCUUUUGCUGGUCGACUGUCUGUUUUCAAGAUGUGUGAAAUUGAUCUGAACACUUUCAAGGGAAAAAAUGAUGCAGAAAGACUGGAAUUUGAUGGAAGAAAUGGAGGAGUUUAGUAGUGUUAAAAGAUUGGUUUACAGCUCAUGAUGCAUUAUUACUUUUAAAUCCACAAUUUAGAAUAUUUUAUAAACCUUGUCAUAAGUAACUAUAAAUGAUUAUGAACAUACAUAACAUGUUCUAUAAAUCCCUAUAAAUCCGUAAUGAUGUCUUACGAAUGCAUUAAUAAGACAUUACAGAUGAGACCUUUAAAUAAAUUGUUACCAAUGAUUGUUCUUGAUGCAUUUUCCCACAUAACCUGUACGCUUUAUCAGUGACCAAGAGAGUGAUAUUGCAUUUUAUUUGGCCGUGGCUUGGAUUUCGUCUAAAAUGUUGGCCCCUGGUGUGAUUGAGUUUGACACCACUGUAGUAGAGAAGGGUGCUGAGGGGAUGGCUUCCUUAGGAGGAGGAGUCCUGCUCGAACGACAAGAACAAAACCUCCCCCUACGCUGGGAUUUUGUCCACAUAGAUCCCAGCAUAGAGCAGGUUUUGGCUCCUGCAGGAGGGGGCUGCCGACCAAACCGUUGAAGAAAAGGAAUACUUAAUUGGAAAAUGUUUUGAAAUGAUAAAGAAGAAUAAACGAAUACGGGCAUAAUAUGGACAAAAAAAACAUUGUAAAUAAAGACGAAUGAACCAUUAGCAGAAGAGUCCCACGGGGACCUGUUCUCUCCCUCUGCACAUCCGCUGAUCCCUAUUGAUCCCACUGUGAAGUUUGCUGAUGACAUCACCAUCAUCAGCCUCAUCCAGGAAGAUGAAGAGUCUGCUUAUCAAUGCUGUUCUGCUACCAGUCUGAACAAUCUGGAGCUUAACAUACUCAAGAAGGUGAAGAUGAUUGUGGACUUCAGACUUCCUAAAAUUCCUCACCAGACCUUAGUAGCCCUCAGACAACCACGGACACCCCCAGAUUCCUGGGCACCACCAUUUUCAGCAUCUGAAUUUGGAGCAGAACUUCAGCUCCAUAAAUAAGUCUGACUUCAUUUACAGUAUAUUUUUUGCCUCAAAUGCUCACACUAGCAUCUUUCACACUCUAUUCUCAUUUAUUUGAUUUAUGUCUCUGCACUUUCUUGUUUCACCUUUUAUUUACUCAUUUCUUGUUUUCAUUUGUCCCUGUUUUUUCCACACCUGCUUCUCUAAUGCUCCGUCAUCAGCCGGCUUUAUCCGAUCUCCCCUCUCCGAGACCAAGCUCACAGGAGACACAUUCGAGCUGUCCUGUGAAGUGUUGGGGUACCCCACCCCAGAAAUCCAGUGGUGGUACUCUGAGCUCAACCGAGCCGACUCCUUCAGACAGCUGUGGGAUGGCGCUCGGAGGCGGCGGGUGUCUAUCAGUACCGCCUACGGUAGCAACGCUGUGAGCGUGCUGGGCGUCUCUCACCUCACGCUGGACGAUGUGGGGACGUACGAGUGCAGAGCCAGCAAUGACCCGAGACGUAACGAGCUGCACCAGAAUCCCACCACCCCGUGGAUCCGAGCUCAGGCCACCAUCACGGUGCUGCAGAAGCCAUCAAUCUUGGCCUCAGAGCACGUGAUGCUUCCUGUAGAGGGACACAGUCCUGCGUUCACGCUGCAGUGCAACCUGACCUCGCACAGCUUCCACCAGGAGAGCUUCUGGAUGAAGAACGGGGAGGAGAUCGCUAAUACCCGCUCCACCAAUAAGAACACGGAGUACAGUCUGCCAAAGCCACGAGCCGAUGACGCCGGAGUCUACAUGUGUGUCUACACGUUUGAGCUGGCCCCUGCUGCCAACGCCACCAUUGAAAUCAAAGCGGCUCCAGAGAUCACAGGACACAAGCGCAGCGAGAACAAGAACGAGGGUCAGCGAGCGAUCCUCCACUGCAAGUCUGUGGGGUACCCCCACCCCACCUGGACCUGGCGCAAGCUGGAGAACGGAGUCUACAGGGAGAUUGACAACACAUCAGGCCGCUUCUUCAUCAACAGCAGGGACAAUUACACAGAGCUGAGCAUCAUCAAGCUGGACAUCAACAUGGACCCCGGCGAGUACCAGUGCAACGCCACCAACAUGAUCGGCACCAGCGAGCAGAGGUCCGUGCUGAGGGUCCGCAGUCACCUGGCCCCUCUGUGGCCUCUGCUGGGGGUUUUGGCCGAGGUCAUCAUCCUGGUGAUCAUCAUUGUUGUUUACGAGAAGCGCAAAACACCAGAGGAUCUACAAGACGAUGAUGAACCAGCCGGACCAGUGAAAACCAACUCCACCAACAACCACAAAGACAAAAACCUCCGGCAGAGGAACACGAACUGAGUCACCCUAUGUUAAGUUUCAUGACACAUGUACUGACCACAUGAAGGUAAUCGAGAGCGGAUCCAUGUUAGGUGUUUGUAGGAUUGAUCUGCCACUGAAAGUGCGGUUGCGGGUCAAAUGAGGCAUGGCCUUAUGAUUUCCUUGUGUGACGGGCGCGAGUUUAUCUGAAAAUCCCCAAGACAUUAUCACCAUUGUUGCUGCAUGCCGUUGUGGAUAUUUCAGUUCUUCUUUUGUUGUUUUUUUUCUCUUCACCUGAUUUGAAUUUUUACUACUUCUAAGCUAAUGCAUGCAAGAUAACUACCUUCUGUUUGAGACAGAAAUGGCUUAUUUUUGGGUUUCUCCGAGUGGCUUCAUGUGGAUGCUCUGUACCGUACCUUCUAGAGGAAAAGACAAGAAAAAGAAAAACAUUCAUCUGGUAUGACAGUUGUGUACAGUUUUAUCACUCGGCUGGUACCAUUUUCUAAUUUCAAUCAUUUUAUUAGAUAAAUAUAUAUAUAUAUAAAACAAGGGCUUUGCAAUGUCCCUCUUAAUUAACAUGACUGUAUGUACUGUACGUAUUAAAUCACAAUAACUAUGUAUCAGAUCAUCGAUAAUAUAGAGAGUAUCCAUAUCAUGGUGCACUUAAAUGUUGAGAAAAAUGAAAAGUGUACGAGUGUAUUUAAGAGAAUCAUUGUUUUAUAAUCAUGUGUAAUGUACAGCAUGGCUAUUACCCUAUGCAAUUAUGAAGUCAUAUGAAUAUAUUUGAAAACCAUCGCAGCUUUUUUUUUUUUAUUUCUCUGUGACAAAGCUUUAAACCAGUAGGAUCACCGUAGAGCGUUGACUGCAAACACCACAGCUGCAUGAAUUCUCUUCAGCUGACGUGGGAGGAGGCGGCACGUCAGGGUUGACACUUGUGAAGAUAUUCCAAGUUACAUCUGAGUCAUUUUUAAGAAUAAAACUUGAAAAGCAUUUCUGCGUGUGUUGUUUUUUUUUUAAAUACUAGAAGACCGGCGGACAAAACUGCGUGGAACAGUGCCACCUGGAGGUUAAAGUUUGAAAUGGCAUCGACCCAAACUUAACAGGAUUUCAGAUGAUUUUACAGAGAUAUAAAUCUGAAUCUAAGUGUGAGGAGCAGAUCAGAGUGCAGAUUAAAGCUACAAUUAAAAGCCUAAUGUUGGAGGCCUGCUGUCAGGGACGAUUUAACUUGUAACCAUGUUUUAUUCUAUAUUUAUAUACAGAAUAAGGACUUCUAUUUGGCCAAAUGUAUAGAAACAACAGUCACACAAGUGUUUGAACUCAGUUUAUUGAAUACAAAUAGCAUUGUUUGCUUUUCUGAAACCACU
Molecule: messenger RNA, 3944 nt
Organism: Synchiropus splendidus (mandarinfish)
Lineage: Eukaryota; Metazoa; Chordata; Actinopteri; Syngnathiformes; Callionymidae
Gene: nptna
Product: neuroplastin a
Exons: 8
Coding region: 1417-2622 (401 amino acids)
Source: RefSeq, a predicted model, not a curated record